AGGGCCAAGACGGUGCGUUUGAGUGAGAGUCUGUCCACGGCCGGAUGUAUUCAGUCCGUCGACCGCUUCAGCACUAACAACAAAUUCCGUCAUUCAUCGGGUUUCCACGCCGGCCAAACCCCCCAUUUUCAUCGCCAUUCCCACAGAUUUUGCAGUAUUCCCCUUCUCCGUUCUGGCCCCUCUCCUUAAAGCAUCGCCAUCAUCAGCUUAUUUCACCUUUGCCUUCAUCAAGCCCUUCUCCUCUCACUCUAAAACGGUCUCCCUUCUCGGCAAUGGCUCGCCUCCAGGUCCAGACUUCUCAGCUUACACUGGGCUUAUUUACUAUUAUUAUUUCCUGUUAUUUGUUUUCUCUAAUUACUUUUCUAUGUUCUUCUCCGGGAAGAAGGUUGGGUAUUUGGUUCCACUUGAUAAAAAUCUAGAGGAAGGCAAUUCGGAGCUAAAGAUACCCCUCUCUCAGGGCCCAAAUAUCAUCGGCCGUAGCAACGUUCUCGUUUCUGAUAAGAGGAUCAGCCGCAAGCAUAUCACUCUUACCACCUCCACUGACGGUUCUGCUAAACUAUUUGUGGAAGGUGCAAAUCCAGUUGUUAUUAAUUCUGGUGAUGGUAGAAAGAAACUUGGUCCUCGUGAAAGUGUGAUACUUCGGGACGGGGAGGUUAUAGAAUUGAUUCCCGGCCAUUAUCUUUUCAAGUAUGCAGCUCAUUGUCCCAAUACAAGGCCCGAUUCUGAGGAUUUGGGACAGAAGAGAGUUCGACAACUUGUGGACGAUCAAAUUUCUGAGGGAAAGGCUAAAAGAGUUGAAAUGGGAGGCCCUUUGGAGAAUCAACAAACUGGGAUCUCGCAGUCGAAGAAAGAUAAUAGCGUGGAGGCCAUUCGCAAUUUUCAUGUUCCCGACGACAAAUUGCCCAUGACUUUCAGACUUUUGAGUGUUAAAGGCCUGCCACCAUGGGCUAAUACAUCAUGUGUGAGGAUUAGUGAUGUUAUACAGGGAGACAUUCUCUUUGCCGUCCUGUCAAAUUACAUGGUGGAUAUGGAUUGGUUAAUACCUGCAUGUCCCACUCUUGCAAAAGUCCCUCACGUGCUGGUUAUUCAUGGCGAGGGUGAUGGAACACUGGAUCAUAUGAAGAGGAAGAAGCCUGCAAAUUGGAUUUUGCACAAACCACCACUACCCAUAUCGUUUGGGACUCACCAUUCAAAAGCAAUAUUUCUUGUCUAUCCUCGAGGAAUAAGAAUGGUUGUACACACCGCAAAUCUAAUCUAUGUUGAUUGGAACAACAAAAGCCAAGGUUUGUGGAUGCAAGAUUUCCCUUGGAAAGAUCAAAAUUCCUCUACAAGAGGAUGUGCAUUUGAAGAUGACUUGGUUGACUAUCUUAGUGCUUUGAAGUGGCCAGAAUUUCCUGCUAAUUUUCCAGCACUUGGAAACUUCAAUGUCAAUCCAUCGUUUUUCAGAAAGUUUGAUUAUAGUAAUGCAGCGGUUAGAUUGAUCGCUUCUGUACCUGGAUAUCAUACGGGUCGCCAUUUAAAGAAGUGGGGCCAUAUGAAGCUACGUUCUGUUCUCCAGGAAUGUGUUUUUGAUAAAGAGUUUAAGCGAUCUCCUCUUGUUUACCAGUUCUCCUCCCUCGGAUCGUUGGAUGAAAAAUGGAUGGCCGAGUUUGCAGCAUCACUAUCAUCAGGUUCUUCAGCUGAUAAAACACCUCUUGGCCUUGGGGAACCACUAAUAGUAUGGCCUACUGUGGAAGAUGUCAGAUGCUCUCUGGAGGGUUAUGCUGCUGGAAACGCCAUUCCCAGUCCAUUAAAGAAUGUGGAUAAGGGAUUUUUGAGAAAAUAUUGGGCGAAAUGGAAAUCAUACCAUAGUGGCCGAUGUCAUGCAAUGCCGCACAUAAAGACAUUUGCUCGUUAUAAUGGUCAGAAACUAGCUUGGUUAGUGCUAACAUCAUCUAACCUCAGCAAAGCUGCCUGGGGAGCACUUCAGAAGAACAAUUCUCAGCUAAUGAUUCGUUCUUACGAGCUUGGGGUGCUCUUUCUACCUCAAAAAAGGCCUGAUUACAGUUUUUCUUGUACCAAGAGUGGAGGUUCAGCACAGAACAAGUCAAGACCAUCGGAAAACCUAGAAGAAAAAACAGAACUGGUGACAUUGGCUUGGCAAGAAAACAAGAAAAGAGAAUCGUUGUCUGAAGUAAUUCAAUUGCCUUUACCUUAUGAACUCCCUCCUCAGCCAUAUGGCCCUCAAGAUGUUCCCUGGUCUUGGGAUCGUAGGUAUACCCAAAAGGAUGUCCAAGGUGCGGUUUGGCCACGUCAAGUUCCACUUUAUGCUUCCUAGGACUCUUGGUAUCCUCUUUCCGACUGUUCUUUUUCAUCUUAUUAUCCCUCUGGAAGUUUGUUGCACGAACUAAUUUACAUCACACUCAUGCUUAGGGGAAAGGGUGGGAAAGUUGGAAGCAGGAAGAGUUGUUAAUUAUACAGUCGGCUUGAUGAUAUUCUUGUAUCAACUCCAUGUAUCCUAGUGAACAAAUUUUUUUAUGGAAUUUUC
Messenger RNA from Cucurbita maxima (winter squash), 2527 nucleotides. RefSeq names its product tyrosyl-DNA phosphodiesterase 1. Gene Ontology annotation, molecular function: double-stranded DNA binding; protein binding; single-stranded DNA binding. Bases 365 to 2317 code for a protein of 650 amino acids. The transcript has 15 exons. Gene Ontology annotation, biological process: single strand break repair; double-strand break repair. The record is from RefSeq and is a predicted model, not a curated record. Gene Ontology annotation, cellular component: nucleus. NCBI's taxonomy places the organism in Eukaryota, Viridiplantae, Streptophyta, Magnoliopsida, Cucurbitales, Cucurbitaceae.